AUGGCGGUAGUCCAGACUUCGGAGUUCCAAUUCUAUGCUGGUCUCGAUCCCUUCGAGCGUAGACUUCUCUACGAGCCAAUCGUUCUCGAGUAUGCAAUGAUUCAAAGUUGCAACCUGACCCGAGAAGAACCUGAGAGCCACGCUACGGUCGACUUUGACAACCUGCAGUCCGACUCCGAAGCCUUUCGCGUGCUUGUAAAUAAGCUCGCCCAGGUCUGUGACAAUGAACGAGGUGGGAAUUCAGUCACCGCCAUGACGAUUCUCGAAGGGACGAGUGGACCCGAAUUCGUGUUUGCAGCGAACAGGAAGGACGAAGAGGAGACUAGGGCUACCACGAGAUUCGUAACGAACUUACUACAGUUGGCUGGGCAGAACCCCCAAAAUCUUAGCUCCGAUGCCCUCGAGAAGAGAGUACUCUGGAUGAUAUUAGCUUUCAACAUGUCCCGAAUAACCGAAUACAAGGACGGACUCGAUAAGGCUUUAGGCCUUUGUCUGGAAGACCACGAACGGCGACAGUCCGAAGAUGAGACCUUGAAGAGUGAACUCCAAAAGCUCAGAGAGAAAUGCAACUUCUCGGUCAACAACAUACGCGAGCAGGAGGAAAUAAAGUCACUGAGAGACUGUGAAAGGCUGAUCAACCUGAUCCAUAAUGCCCAGCUGGCGAUGACAGGGAUCAAGAAGGCCGUCAGGACGAAAGCCAGGGGCAGCGAGUUCCUCAAGUCUGAGCCGUGGUGCGAGCUAAAACAUUAUCUCGGCCGUUGGCAUUCCUACCGUCAAGCUGCGAGCUUCAUUGUUUGUGCAGCAACAGCCUGGCCGCUACUAUUCCAGGACUUUACGAUCACCUCACUACCAUCUAGUACUCGCAUAUCCAAGCCCAUUGUACAGUCGGACCUGACAGCUGUCGCCAUUGUUCAACACAUGGAGGCUUUCGAGAAAGUAAAGAUGCCAGAGCUUAUGCAGGAUGCCGAGGAUCUCCGCAGGAUGGGUCUGGAUAAGGCUAUCCGAAUUCAACUCUUGAAGAGAACUUUCAGGCCAAUCGUACACGCAGAAGUUCUCAUUCAUCACUACCUCACCAAGAACGGAAUUACAAGGCCAGAUAGAUUUUGGCGGCAAUGGCAAUACAUCGGCGCCAGCAAGCCAACCUGUCGCUUAUGCCACUAUUACUUCGGCUCGCACUCACAGAGCCAGAUUCAAGUUCGGCCUUCACAUCUGAAUCUGUACCCAAAUUGGCGUUUACCGGAAAUCUCUAACGAGGGCGAUGCGGAAGCUCGAGAAGCUCACAGGAAGCUCUUGCAGAACAUCGCUGAAAAGGUGCGCAAUGACGCGAAGCGGACUUUGCAGCAGAGGACCACCAAAAGCAAGCAACAUGACUCAAAUACCUACUCUGCUACACCGAGAUACCUUGUGAAGACGUCAGGGUCAACGAAUUCUGAUGGUCCCGCCUAUUGCGAGGUUGAUGCAGUCGGUGGGGGAGUCAGCCUGUGGUCGCCUUGA
Messenger RNA from Fusarium falciforme, 1494 nucleotides. RefSeq lists its product as hypothetical. The transcript has 3 exons. NCBI's taxonomy places the organism in Eukaryota, Fungi, Ascomycota, Sordariomycetes, Hypocreales, Nectriaceae. The record is from RefSeq and is a predicted model, not a curated record. The coding region runs from base 1 to 1494 and encodes 497 amino acids.